Messenger RNA from Sabethes cyaneus, 1136 nucleotides. RefSeq names its product lysosomal thioesterase PPT2 homolog (gene Ppt2). Gene Ontology annotation, molecular function: thiolester hydrolase activity. The transcript is spliced from 3 exons. The record is from RefSeq and is a predicted model, not a curated record. NCBI's taxonomy places the organism in Eukaryota, Metazoa, Arthropoda, Insecta, Diptera, Culicidae. Gene Ontology annotation, cellular component: lysosome. Bases 111 to 968 code for a protein of 285 amino acids.
AAAUAAUUGGACGUAAUUUCUGCUGGUGCAAUUUAAUUUUCACUCGUAUCCACCAAUACGCCACUAAAGCAUUGUGAUUUUAGUUUUAGUUAUAGUUAAAAUAUAAAACAAUGAACAAGAAAUGCCUUUUUGUAGCAUUUCUAGUUAAUUUUAGUGUAAUUUGUGCCUAUACGCCAGUAGUGAUAGUUCAUGGUAUACUGACCGGAGCAGAUAGUAUGCUGGUGAUAGUGGAGGAAAUCGAACGGCAUCAUCCAGGAACGAAAGUGUACAACACGGAUAGAUUCGCUGGCUGGUCCAGUUUAGAGAACGCCUGGCAUCAAGUAUUCGAGUUCAAUACUGACCUUCAAGCCAUUUGUAAAGAUAAUCCGCAAGGAGUUAUAUUACUCGGCUAUUCUCAAGGCGGUCUUCUGGCACGGGCGGUAAUGCAGAUUAAUCCCAACCACUGUGUGAGAAAGUUUAUUUCACUUAGCUCGCCCCAAGCCGGUCAAUUUGGAACUGAUUUCCUACAUCUAAUCUUUCCUUCGCUGGUAGCGAAAACAGCUUAUCAACUAUUUUACACGUACGUAGGCCAGCAUACCUCGGUGGGAAACUAUUGGAAUGAUCCACACCACCAGGAUCUGUUCGAACAGUUUAGCAUAUUUCUACCGUAUGUUAACAACGAACUACCGUCGACAAACUCGACACAGUUCCGCGACGCACUGCUGAAGCUUGAACAGCUGGUCCUGAUUGGUGGACCGGACGACGGGGUCAUCACACCAUGGGAAUCUAGUCAUUUUGGUUACUAUAACGGCACCGGAGAUGUGAUACCUUGCCGGGAAAGGGAUAUUUAUGUACAGGAUCUUAUUGGACUGAAAACACUGGACGAGAGUGGACGGCUGAAACUGGUAACGCUUCCGGGCGUGCAUCACUUCGAUUGGCAUUUGAAGGCCGCAGUGAUAGACAAGGUUAUUCUGCCGUACCUUGAUUGAAAGGUACCGGGUACAGUUAAUGCCAUUUGAAGUAACUUGAUGUUGGUGGUAACUUGAUGGUGAUGUUUUUUAUGACUUUAGGUAACAAUUAUAAAUUUAUGCAUCUCUAAGCGCAAAGUUUUUAUGUUUUUGUGCCACUGAAAGCCACUAAAUGCAAAUAAAGUUUAA